This is a messenger RNA of Anneissia japonica, 1033 nucleotides long. RefSeq lists its product as uncharacterized. Gene Ontology annotation, molecular function: protein binding. Bases 110 to 580 code for a protein of 156 amino acids. The transcript has 4 exons. The record is from RefSeq and is a predicted model, not a curated record. NCBI's taxonomy places the organism in Eukaryota, Metazoa, Echinodermata, Crinoidea, Comatulida, Comatulidae.
AUUAAUCAUUCAUUUUGUUGACAAACGGUGAAGCCAUAAGGCGCAAUUACGCUUUCGUAGGCAAAGUAUACUAAUUAGAUAAAUAUUGUUUUUAAAGUAUAAUUGUACAAUGAAGUUCCUGACGCUCGUUAUUGCUACGGUCGUACUGGCAGAUUUUUCUUGUGGGUUGACGUUCAAUGUCGAGGUCAAAGUCGACCAGCCACCAAAGCCAACACCCAGACAACAGGAUGAUAAAGGAACGUUGUUUGUAACCCUGAUUGGUCAAGAACAUCAAACGCAAAAGACGCCUCUUAGCACAAAAUCUGAGGUUUUAUCACCAGGCCGCGUAUACACGUACAAACUAACGGAUGUUCCCGAUGACUUAGGUCAAUUGAUUGGCGUCUACCUGUACUGGGACUACGAUGCAGACUGGUAUAAUCCAUUGAAGUGGGAUAUCUGGAUUAACCCUGUCAUAUACGUCCAUCAGAUGAUGUUUACUGCCGUGGAAACAAACGAUAAAUACCUAUUGUGCGGCAGUAAAGUACCAAUCGUGGCGGGAAAAGACAACAGAGCAUUUUUCGUUAAUUCGGCAUGCGUUUGAACAUUGUGUGGUAACUGAAUCCGGUUUUCGACAAGGCGAAUUUAUUCGCGCGAAUCGAAAGCGUCGGUUCAUGCACAUGCGCAUUCACAUUCCUAUGGGAGUUUUUGCGAAGCGAAAAAAUGCGUAACCAAUCAGAGCUCAGGAAGCGAACCGACGCUUUGAUUCGCGCGAAUAAAUUCGCCUAGUGGAAUACCGGUUUCAGUAGACUUCUUGAUAUAAAGAAGAUAAUCUUAAAACAUGUUUUACACAAAAAAAAUAUGUUUUUGUUAUGUUGUUUCUUGUCAAUUAAUUAGUAAAUCAAUCAAUUGAACAUCAGAGUCAUGGCUCGGAAUUAGGCUUUUUAAUAAUAAAGAAUAGAUAGUAAUAGUAAACGAUAUCGUUUUCACUGGUACUAAAAAUUGAAUAAAUGAUCAUAAUAAUAAUUAGCAUUAAAUGAUAAGUUUGCAAAAACAA